GAAAACGUAAACAUUGAACAUGUAUGAGAAACGUUUUUUAAAGUGGCUUUCGAAUGGUAAAACUUAGAUCUUUACUUUAUUUUUUGUGGUAUAACUACUCUUAUUCUCAGUGUUUUAGUGAUUUUCCUCCUGUCUUUCAAGUAUGGUUUUCAGUGUCCACAGAACGCACUCAGAGUCUCUUGAGCAACCCAUCAGUUGAUCGACCAGUGGGAAUGUCACAUCAGUAAAAGCGGUUUAAGCCACAGAUUGUCUCCAAUGAACUUUUCAAUCUUUUCUAAGAAUUUAAAACCCUUCAGUCACUAUUGAUUUUGUUCAUGUCAUUCCUCAAUGUGGCAGCAGCAAGCAUUCGUCAUUGACGCUAAGUUCAAUGCACACAGAGCCCAAAAUCAUCCAAAUUUCAGAACCUUGUAUAUUCGUAGAAGAAACCAACUUCUCCGAGAUUAUUCCAGACCAGAUGAAAAUGGUUUAAGAAGCCAGUAUUUGAAACUAAGAACUCAACUUUUGCAGCAACGUUACAAUGUAGAUUCCAUUAGCACAAGUCGAAGUAUCAGUGCCCGAAGCAGUAGCAGAGUGAGCUAUGUAAGUAUUAAUUCUAAUUUCUCCUUUUUAUUUAUCUUUGGGUGCAUUUCAACUACCAUAGAAAACUGAAUAUUUUCUCUUGAU
Molecule: messenger RNA, 663 nt
Organism: Bemisia tabaci
Lineage: Eukaryota; Metazoa; Arthropoda; Insecta; Hemiptera; Aleyrodidae
Source: RefSeq, a predicted model, not a curated record